Camponotus floridanus (Florida carpenter ant) is the source of this 5006-nucleotide messenger RNA. Its product is annotated as mucin-12. Lineage: Eukaryota; Metazoa; Arthropoda; Insecta; Hymenoptera; Formicidae. The transcript has 5 exons. Gene Ontology annotation, molecular function: promoter-specific chromatin binding. The record is from RefSeq and is a predicted model, not a curated record. Gene Ontology annotation, biological process: negative regulation of transcription by RNA polymerase II. Gene Ontology annotation, cellular component: PRC1 complex. Bases 339 to 4745 code for a protein of 1468 amino acids.
AUAUCGCACGCAUGAUUGUUUAUCCGCCAUUUUGUCCUGCUGCCGUACGCGCAGUUUUCGGAGAGAGUGGCAAUCCGUUUCACGAUGGAUAUCGGCGAUUGAGGGGAGUCUCGAUCGACGUGGACGACGCUGACACCUUCGCAGGAUCCUCCGCGCGUUCACGAGGGGCCACCGUCACCUGGGGGAUAAUGUGAGAAUCGUCUCCUCCGAAGGGGACAAGUAAUCGCGAAGUACGAUGGCAACCCGUGACAAGUUACGUCCGACCCAACUUUCCUGACUUUUGAGGCCAAAUGGCGAUUACUAAAUAAAACGGACGAUUCUCGCCUCGUUCCGUCACAAUGUCAGGACAAAGCGGUGGACAUCGAGUGCGGUUGGCUAAGCUUAACGAGCAAUUGACAUGCAAAUUGUGUGGUGGAUAUUUUAUCGAUGCCACUACCAUUAUAGAAUGCUUACAUUCAUUUUGCAGAAGUUGCAUUGUUAAAUAUUUGGAGAAUAACAAAUAUUGCCCGAUCUGCGAAGUACAGGUUCACAAAAGUAGGCCGUUGUUAAAUAUACGUCCUGAUCAUACUUUGCAGGAUAUUGUAUAUAAACUGGUACCUGGAUGCUACCAAAAUGAAAUGCGAUGUCGGAGGGAAUUUUACGCGAAACACCCAGAAGUGUGUAGUCAGGCAAUGUCUCCGGAAGCCCGUGGGGAGCCUAUAGAAUCGCAUAUAUACUCUCCGGAUGAAUCUCUUAGCUUAUCCUUGGAAUACUUUAAUCCUCACGCCAAGGAUUUAAGCGAAGUAAAUACUACUAUUAAGGAUGGCGCGCAGAAAUCCAUUUUAAGGCGAUACUUUCGGUGUCCUGCAGCGGUUACAAUAUUCCAUUUACAAAAAUUAAUAAGAGCCAAAUAUGGACUUAGUGAUGCAAAUAGAAUCGAUAUUAUGUACAAAGAGGAGCCGUUGUGCAGUAGUUAUACAUUAAUGGAUAUUAUGUACAUCUAUCAUUGGAGGCGGAAAGUUCCACUACAUUUAAGCUACAGGAUAUUUGAAUCGUCCUUAAAACGUAUGAAAUUGUCAGAGGACAAUCCAAACUAUAAAAAAUCUCUGAAAGACGCCGGCAUGGAUUCUAUAGAAUUAAAGGAUGAGAAGUCGUUGAAACGCGAAUGGAAGGAGGUGCAGUUGAAGAUAUCGGAGACCGGCGUGAUGAGUAUAACCGAUAUAUCGAGUACAGUGCAUAAGAGGGACGCGGGAAUCGAGAGUCUGCAAGAUGGAAAAUCUCCAGAAGAGACUAUCACUUCCAUCGUAGAAGUGAACAAGGCAGACUCGUUGAUAGAAAAUUGCGACGUCUCUAAAUCAACCUCCGUGGAAAUUAUGCAGUCCACUUUGGCCAUCGACCCAUCGCAAGCGACGAAAACUCCAACGUUUCCCAACCCGAGUAACGCACCUGUUGCCACGAGUGACGUAAAGUCCACGACGGAGGGUUCAUCGAUCAAGAAUUGCACGUCGCCAAUUACUCAGCACAAUGGGAACCCCACGAAGCCGAAAAAUGAAACGGAAGCUCGUCCUGUCCCAGCAAAAUUACAACAGGAGACGAAAGGUCGCAGUCAAACCGCCAACGUCGAGGAUAAAGCGGGGCAGAAGACCGUUAAUCAACCAAUGACGCAGUUGGCGGAGGAGAGCGCAAAUAUUGUCGCCGAAAAUACCGAAGGGACGAAAAAGCUGUCGAUAAAUAAUAAUAAUAAUAGUACAGACUUCAAGGCUGAAACUCAGAAGGAAUGCGUGAAGAGUACAAGCGUAGAGACGAGGACGGGGAAUGCCGGGUCGAAGAUCGACGCGUUGAGCGUAAAACUGCAGUUUCAACCGAAGAUGGGUCAGGUCAACAACACCUACUCCAAGAAAGCGCCAAAGGAAAAACGUGCGAUUCUUCAACAGGGGACGAAGAAAUCCGACGUGAAAUCAUCGACGGAGAAUGCAAAACUCGCUGACACGAAGACGCGAACGAAUUGCGGGAAUACCACGGCCAAGGUAUCGGUCUCGUCUUCUACGGCGCCUCCUCCGCAAAAAUCGGUCGUGUCUACGGUAACGUCUAGGAACACUUGCUCGGUGACGGAUUCAGGUAGACAGGAAACUCCCCACGAGAAGGAUAAUCCGAGCACGAGCAUCGACGUGCAACAGGCGUUGAAUUUGCUGGAGCAAAAACCGACGAGCUCGCCCGUUGUACAGGUAUCUAUGGAAUCUGUCCCCAAAACCAGUAGUAGCCAGGUCACUAGCACGGUAAAUCAAAGAUUACAGGGUACUUCAGGUAACAAUAAUAAUAACAACAACAAUAACACAAGCACGACGAGCGAAGGUAUCGUAUCCACGAUUGUGUCGAAUGCUUCUGCAGCCACCAUCAGCCAGACAACAUCGUCGAUAACGUUUCCUUACACGCUUCAUGACAUAGUGAUCAACUCAGCCGCUGUGAAACCGGCGCUCAAGAAUUCCAGCGUGACCAGCAGCUGUACGACGCUCCAGAAGGCGCUGGGAACGUCGCCGGUUGUCGCUUGUUCAACGUCGAGCAGUCAAGCGUCCCUCAUGCCGCCUCAGUUCAACGUGCAACCCUCGAUGAGCAUUUAUUCCGUGUCUAUGUCUCUGAAGAAUAACUGUGGGAACGCGAGCCAAGGUGUGACUACCGUGACGGCCACGUCAACGGCAACCAUCACGGUGACCGCGUCGAAGCCGACGUCUGUAUGCUCGGUCCCGCCAUGUCCGGACGCGAUCCCUAUAUCCCUGAUGAAGCAAGCGUCCAUGCGGAAGCAGGAGGCGACUGCCAAGGGUACCAAUCUGAACGAGAUCUGCGCGAAGAUUGGAUCCAUCGGCACCAUCGGCUCCAAGAUCAACGAUAUCUGCGCCAAGAUAGGGGAGAACUCGAAGGAGAAGAACAGGGUGGAGCAAGCGCGCGGCAAAUCUGACGUGCCCGACCUGCUGAAGAUCGGCACGAAGAAGAGCCUCUCGUCGUCGCUGCCCAAUUCGGACGCCACGAUCAAGCAUAUACCGAAUAUACCCAACGUCCCGGUGUACAAUCCCAGCAGCAACGCGACGACGAUGGAGAACAAGAGCGUCAAGCCCGGCUUGUCCGUGUCCGCUGGCGCUCUAGCGGUAUCAUCGACGGUGACCUCAUUGGCGCCGACGUCGUCGCCCCACAUGACCCAGAGAAUGUCCUCCCUGAAGAAGCAGAGCCAGCCGAUGGGAUACAAGACUCUACGCGACCCGCCCAAGUCCUGGAACCCAACGUUGUCGAAGAACAAUUACGUGGCCCUGAAGAAUCAGGCGAAGGAGCUGCAGAAUCAGACGCAGACCGCGUCCGCGGCCGAGGGCACGAGCAAGCAGAUCCCGUCUAAGCCGGCCAAGAUCUUCAAGAGAAACAUGCCACGAUAUCUAGGCAACCCAGCCUCCGGCGUGAAGCCCAUAUACGGGGUCGCGAACGACGCGAAGGAGAAGGAGCAGUCGACGGUCGCCAACACGAAGAACGUCACCCUCAACAUGAUGAAGAUCGACCCCAAGACCCUGUCGCCCAUCGUCUCCACCGUCAACUCGCCCAUCGUCUCGCCGCCCUCGCCUUACUCGCCGAACGCUCGCAGCUAUCAGAACACCCCGUACCCUCGGGACGGGUUAUGCCGGAGCACCGGGUCCCCGAUCUCGCCGAGGAACUCGCCGGUGAACAUGCUGUCGACGAACCCGUUCAUCCCGUCUCCCACGCCCAACACGAACCCGCGGAUCAUAUAUUCUCACUUUCCUCCUCCUUUUCCAGAUGCCAGCCGGUUCCCGAACCCCCUGAUACGCUCGCCCAUCGGUAUCCCGCCUCCCAGUGCCUUCCACAGCAGCCUGCCGCCUGCGAUCAACAAGCUGUACCAACGAUCGGCCAGUUACAUACCGCAGACCACCGGUAGCUACUCGCCGGUCUCCAGCCAGCCCCCGGCGGUCCAACGGAUACCACCCAGCACGCACUCGUCCUCGCCCAAGUCGCCCAAGGCCUCGUCGCCGAGCUCCAUCUCGUGCUCCAGCUCGUUCAGCCUGGGAAAGUCGGACUCCCAGUCGCCAAUCACGUCGACGGUGGCCGACAGCGUCGCGUUGCUGCUCUCCAAGAACGUGCCGGUGCCGAUACCGGUCUCGUCGCUUCAACGGGAGCUCAACGCGUUCAAUCUGUCCAAGACAGGUGGCAGUUUAGGUCCGACUCCCAAGACGUCGUCCACGGAUACGAGCAGUGCUACUGAUACCAUCGAGACGCAGACAGCCAAGCAAGCUUCUCCGGUGUCGCAGAAUUCCGAGAUGUCUGGAAAUUCGUCGAGCAGCUCCGGCGAGCGAAAGCAAUGUAAGGACGCGGAUCCAGCGCAGAGGACGACGCAGGAGGCGCGUCCUAAAGAGGAGAGCCCCCAGAAGCCUGUCCCAGAGGCAGUCGACGGCGUCGUGAGCUCGCCUCCUGAUAAGAAGGAGAAGAAUCAGACGGCCAAGGUGAACGGGGACGUUACUACUGACCAGUUCGCGAGUAAGAAAUCCAAGGAAGCUAACGGUAGCGACGAAGCGACGACUCCAAUGAUGGAGGCGACCGAACGAGAGGGCCAAGUCGAGCGAUCCUCGUCCAGGGAACGGGGUAGCAUUCCCAAUAGUAACGCUCAAGAUAAUAAUAUCGGUGACUCCUCGCCGGCGAGCGAAUCUAAGAGCGACAAGGGCAGCGAGAUACAGGGUAAAAAAUCCGAAGUGCAAAGAAACAAAGCGGAGACGUGAGGAUCGAACUGAUUAGACUAAUCGUGCGAGUCGCACGUCGAUGACAGAGCUGCAUUUAAUCCGACAUUCAACCUGGCUUUAAAUAUCAUAAUUUAAUCCUGAGAGAAAAAUAUCGUUCUACUGGCAAGAAAAGCGAUUACUCAGUUUAUUUUUUCUUUUUUUAAGCAAUAGUUUUCUUCAACAAAGAAUAUAUUCUUGAUAAUAAUCUUAAAAUAUACUCAUCACAAGUGUUGGAAAAUCUCAGGGUUGGUGAAAAACUUG